Molecule: messenger RNA, 785 nt
Organism: Hyalella azteca
Lineage: Eukaryota; Metazoa; Arthropoda; Malacostraca; Amphipoda; Hyalellidae
Gene: DptB
Exons: 4
Coding region: 141-785 (214 amino acids)
Source: RefSeq, a predicted model, not a curated record
AGUUUACCACUUUCUUCUUGCAGUCUCGUCAGCUAGAAAAAUCUUCGAUCCGUGCUCUUAUCAUUAGAAUUAUCAAAAGCUGAGCUACAAUAUAUCAACUCAUACUGUCUUGGAAAACAGCGUACUCUUGAUUCAUUAAAAUGAAUUUCGUAGGCAUAUGUCUUCUGACAGUAGUUAGUGUUGCAGUGGCGAUUCCGCUUCCUGAAUACGACGCUCCGACGCUGUUAUGGCCGCCAUUCUAUGACGAACUCGUCGAUCCCGAAAGUAGAGAUGUACCUUUACUGUCCUUACAUUUCAACCCCAGACUUCUCAGCGCCCCGUCUGCUUUCAGAAAUAGGGUUCCCCUAGCUCCCCCAUCUUACGAACCUGAUUUAGAGGAUCAGGACUUGCCAGACGUGGAAGAAGUCAACGCUGUUGAUUUGGACCCGAAGGAUGAACACGAUCAAGGAGAGCUUGACAGCAAGACAGAGGCUGCCCCUAAAGCCGAAGAAGUGAAAUCUCGGUCUCGUCGUCAACUCAACAAUCCCAAUUUGAGCUUGGACACACAAUCGAAACGUCCUCGCUUUGACCUGAACGGUGGCGGUUACUUAAACAACAACAAAGACUACGGCUUCGGCUACUCCGGGGGCGUGGGCUCCCUGCUGUGGCGUAGCAACAACGACAGACACUCGCUCGGGGCCUCAGUCUCUGGGUCCGGAUACCACGGCAGAUUUGGGGACUUCAAAUUCAAUCAGUCUCCGUUCCGGAAUCCCACGUACGGAGUUGGUUACACAUACCGUUUCUGA